This is a messenger RNA of Eremomyces bilateralis CBS 781.70, 4629 nucleotides long. Its product is annotated as Sec7-domain-containing protein. Lineage: Eukaryota; Fungi; Ascomycota; Dothideomycetes; Eremomycetales; Eremomycetaceae. The record is from RefSeq and is a predicted model, not a curated record. Bases 1 to 4629 code for a protein of 1542 amino acids. Gene Ontology annotation, biological process: regulation of ARF protein signal transduction. The transcript is spliced from 6 exons. Gene Ontology annotation, molecular function: guanyl-nucleotide exchange factor activity.
AUGCGACUCUCGUCGAUAUCAGUGGCGGUCGACCCCGUCGCCCUGGUUAUGACCGAGUGUAUCACGGUCACGAGUGCCAUGCGGAAACAUGCCCGCUGGGCACAUUCAAGCGUAUCAGCAAUCCUGGGGGGAGGUGUUACGUCGGGUUUGGCGAAGCCGCUCGCCAGCGAUCUGAAGCGAAAAGAGGAGGAUGCGGAGGGUGAGGCUCUUGCCAGCCGCUGGGGACUUAGGGGAAAGAAGGGGAAGAGCCUGCAAGAUAACCCCCUCAUGAGCGCGUUUUCAAAGCUGCGGGGUGAGCUGAAGGGUUGUAAAGACGUCAAAACCUUCGAUACUCCCUCUCUGCUUCACCCUUUCCUUCAAGUCAUUCGAUCAUCCUCAACUACCGCACCGAUUACAUCUCUUGCGCUCAUUGCCAUUACGAAAUUCUUGUCAUAUGACAUAAUUUCCAAAGCUUCUCCGCGACUACCGCUUGCAAUGCAGCUCCUCUCGUCCGCAAUCACCCACUGCCGCUUCGAAGCUUCCGAUAACGCCGCAGAUGAUGUGGUCCUCCUGAGGAUAUUGAAACUCAUGGAACGGAUGAUCUCGGGCCCCGUCGGCGACAUUCUCGGUGACGAGAGCGUCUGUGAGCUGAUGGAGACGGGGCUGAGCAUGUGUAGCCAGAAUCGGCUGUCCGAAGUCCUGAGAAGGGCGGCAGAGAUAUCUAUGGUCUCGAUGUGUCAGGUGAUAUUCGAGCGCUUGAAGCACCUUGAACUGGAGGCAGGGGACAAGCCGACUGCGCUGGAUGAGAAAACGAAGCAUGACAUGGAGUCCGUGAGAAUGGAUUCCGCUGUCGCUGGCAAUGAACUCACGGUCCCCGAGAGCAAGAAUGAGGAUACUAUUUCGAAUGGCAGUGCGGAGAGAACGUCGGAAGGCGAUACCGAGGAUACAACCAAAGAUCUCAAUGCGAGUCAGCUGGACUUGUCAGAAGCAGAGGCCACGGAGGAUACUGCCGAGAUCAAGCCGUACUCCCUCCCAUCCAUACGAGAGCUUCUCCGCGUUCUCGUGGAUCUGUUGGAUCCGCAUGACAAACAGCGAACGGAUACCAUGCGGAUCAUGGCCCUCCGGAUCGUGGACGUUGCCCUCGAAGUUGCGGGGCCGUCCAUUGCAAACCAUCCCAGCCUAGCAUCGCUAGCAAAAGACACCCUCUGCCGCCACCUCUUCCAACUGGUUCGGUCGGAAAAUAUGGCCAUCCUUAACGAAUCCCUUCGUGUGGCAGGCACGCUUCUUGCUACAUGUCGAAAGGUCCUCAAGCUUCAGCAAGAGCUCUUCCUUUCGUACCUGAUUACGUGCCUGUUUCCACGAGUCGAGAUUCCGCACGAGCCCGGGAUCGACCCACGGCUGUAUGCCGGCAUCCCCCAAACUGCGAGUCUAGCUAAGCCCUCGUCCCAGAACAAUCAAGGGCAUUCCAGCGGCCGUUCCACACCCGUACCGGUCAAGGACCGUCAGAAACUUGGCCUGGAGGGGGGGCAACGGAGGCCGGAGGCCCGGGAAGCAAUGAUAGAGAGCAUCGGUGCGCUGGUUCGCUUGCCCGCUUUCAUGGCGGAGCUCUUCGUCAAUUACGAUUGCGACGUGGAUCGAAACGACCUCUGCAUGGACAUGGUGGGGCUGUUAUCGCGAAAUGCCAUUCCGGACUCCGCAACCUGGAGUACCACAAAUGUUCCUCCUUUAUGUCUCGACUCGCUCUUGGGAUUAAUACAGUCCAUGUCCGAUCGAUUGGAUGACGAGCAUUGCCCACGAGCGCUGCCCGACUUGGAGAGACUUCGCGAGCGGCGGCGCUUGAAGACCGUCAUCAUCAAAGGUGCAAGCAAAUUCAACGAAAACCCGAAAGGGGGCAUCGCCUUCCUUGCCUCUCAAGGCGUAAUCGACGAUCCGAAUAGCCCACAUUCGGUCGCGCAUUUCCUGAAAGCCACUUCACGAGUCGAUAAAAGGGUCCUUGGAGACUUUAUCUCCAAGAGGAAUAACGAGGAGAUUCUAGAUGCGUUCAUGGAGAGUUUCAACUUUUCCGGUCAAAGGAUAGACGAAGCACUUAGACAACUCCUUCAUACAUUCCGCCUCCCCGGCGAAUCCGCUCUCAUCGAACGGAUCGUCACCAUAUUCACGGAGAAAUACUGCAGAAUGGCGGCUCCCGAAGGCAUCGCGGAUAAAGAUGCCGCAUUUGUCUUGACAUAUGCAAUCAUCAUGCUUAAUACGGAUCAACAUAAUCCCAACCUGAAAUCCGCAGCUCGGAUGACCAUCCUCGACUUCUCGAGGAAUUUACGGGGAGUCAAUAGCGGCGAUGACUUCGAUCCGCAGUUUCUGCAAGACAUCUACGACUCCAUCAAAACCAACGAGAUCAUUCUCCCGGAAGAGCACAAUACCAAGCAUGCAUACGACCAUGGCUGGAAAGAGCUGCUCAUGAAAGUCUCCACCUCCUCCGACCUCAUCCUUUGCGACACGAAUAUUUUUGAUGCCGACGUUUUCGCCGCGACCUGGAAACCGAUCGUCUCCACGCUGUCCUAUGUAUUUAUGUCCGCAUCCGAUGACGCCGUCUUCUCCCGCGUGAUUACCGGCUUUCAUCAAUGCGCACAGCUGGCGGCGAAGUACAAUGUGAACGAAGCUCUAGAUCAUAUCAUUUUCUGUCUCAGCUCCAUCAGCACCCUUGCAUCCGAGACGCCGCCGAAUACAUCCCUGAACACGGAAGUGCAGGCGGGAGAGAAGAGCGUCAUGGUCAGUGAGACGGCGGUACGGUUUGGUCGCGAUUUUAGAGCGCAAUUGGCUGUGGUCGUCCUGUUCAAGGUGAUUAAUGGGAACGAGGCAGCCAUUCGGGACGGCUGGACACCGGUGGUUCGGAUCUUCCUCAACCUUUUCGUGAACUCGUUGAUUCCUGCCCCUGGAGGGACUAUUAAACUCAAUCUCGACCUUCCGCCCAUUCCAUUGCAGCCACCGGUCCAAAUCAUUGACCGUGGGGAGCGAAAUAGCGAGGCUGGCGGCUUGUUCUCGACGUUGUCCUCAUAUGUCUCCAGUUUCGCGAAUGACGAACCGCCGGAGCCAUCCGACCAGGAGCUUGAAUACACGCUUUGCACGGUCGAUUGCAUCGGUACCUGCAACAUUGAGGAGGUGUUUGCCAACAUCAGUCAAAUGCCGCUAAACACGCUCAAUUCUCUUGUCUCGGCUCUUCUAUCCCAGCUCCCCGAGGAUGCCUCCCCACGAGUGAUCGUUGUGAAACCCGAGAUGCCUCCCCCCAGUCCAAUCCGACCGAAUGGACACAAGGCCCGAAAUACUGCGGCUGUAUAUGAUUCUCGAACCGUCUUCAUUCUCGAACUCGCAACAAUACUCACGCUCCGGGACGAGCCCUCGAUCGAGACGUUGGGAAAAGAUGCCGCAGAGGCGCUUCAAUCGGUCAUUCGCGAUGCAUCGAACUUCCACUACAUCGUAAUUUCUCGAGCAGUCUUCUACCUCUUCAGCCUUCUGAAAGCCAGCGGCAACCAUGACUUCAUCCGAGCACCCGUCGUCCUUCAUCAGAUCUCCAGCUUCGAUCAGGAGCUCCUACAAAACACCGCAGCACCUCUCAUUCGCGGCCUGUCGGAAUGCAUUGAAACCCCUUCCGGUCUCCGCAACGAGCUCGUCACGUCUCCCGACUUCUGGUCUAUCCUCGAUUCGCUGCAUGCCAUCGCCGACGAAGCACCCAAGGUGUUCUCCCUCACCGAGCAGCUCAUCACGGGACCCCACAGUUGCCUCAGCUCCGACAACUACGAACGAGCCAUCGAGCUGCUGAACAAUUUUGCAACCGCCGGAAGCAUCGGCACGAUCGACGAGCAGAGACGGGAUCAUGCGGCCCGGCGGGGGAAGAAGCCGGUGAAGCUGAAGGAAAACGAUGUAGUCGCUCGUGGAGUCACGUCGAUCCAUCUGAUCUACACCGUGACGGGGCGCAUCCCUACCUUUAUUGAACAGUCCCACUUGGAAGCCACGGAAGCAUGGAACGCGUACUGGUCUCCGAUUUUCCGAGCGCUGACCAUGCAGUGUCUGAAUCCAUGCCGGGAGGUUCGGCACCACGCCCUCUCGUGUCUCCAGCGGACGCUUCUAUCGAAAGAUCUCACCUCUCCGGACCACACGGAAUGGACGGCGAUUUUCGGCGACGUGCUUUUCCCGCUCAUCAACCAACUACUAAAGCCGGAAGUCUUCCAGUCCGAUCCUGUGGGCAUGGGCGAAACGCGGGUGCAAGCUGCCACGAUGCUAUGCAAGAUCUUCCUACACUAUCUGGUGGCCUUGUCGGAGUGGGAGGGAAUGUUGGAUUUAUGGAUCAAGAUCUUGAGCAUCAUGGACCGGCUGAUGAAUAGUGGCCAGGGCGACAACUUAGAAGAGGCUGUUCCGGAAAGUUUGAAAAAUAUCUUGCUGGUCAUGUCGAGUGGCGGCUAUCUCGCUUCUCCCAACGAGAAGCCGGAGCAAGAGGAGCUAUGGAAUGAAACGUGGACACGCUUAGACCGGUUCCUGCCGAACCUUUUCGCCGAGUUGUUCCCCGAAGAAACAAAGGUGCAAAAGAAGCAGCCGAAGCUCAAAGAAGAGGAAAAAUCGGCGGACAAGCAGGAUCCCGAGCAGGACGAGGUAGACUGA